Schistocerca serialis cubense is the source of this 729-nucleotide messenger RNA. Its product is annotated as putative gustatory receptor 39b. The transcript has a single exon. Gene Ontology annotation, biological process: sensory perception of taste. Bases 1 to 729 code for a protein of 242 amino acids. Lineage: Eukaryota; Metazoa; Arthropoda; Insecta; Orthoptera; Acrididae. Gene Ontology annotation, cellular component: dendrite; neuronal cell body; axon. The record is from RefSeq and is a predicted model, not a curated record.
AUGGUAGUCGCCGUCUGGGUGACGGUGAAUCAAGGCUACCAGGAGCCAUAUAUUUGGAUGCUGUUCGCGAUCGAAGAAUUCUGCAAGUCGUUGGUGACGAUGCAGUUCGUGAUUAUGGUGCUGGAGCUGCGACAAAGGUUCUGCAGUCUCAACGCCGAUCUCCGUUUAUCACUGCCGCUGCCGUGCAACUCAGAAAUGCGUGGGCUGCUGUGUGGAACCUCGAGACGAUUGGCGCCAGCAAGAAAACUGCGGCAGCUGCGAGAAGCCCAUGUGGCCCUGGCGCGCGCCGCCGAGUUUCUCCAGAGCCACUUCGGAUGGCCGGUGGCCUUCGACGUCACCUACUGCGUGUGCGGCGCUACGUGCAGCGCUUACGAGGUCCUCAUGAUGACCGUGAAGCCCCGCUCGAUCGUGGAGUUCUCCUACAGCCAGCAGCCGGCCGUCUCAGCACUGUGGUUCGCCUUCCACACGCUGAAACUGCUGUCGGUGGUGCUGAGUUGUGCUGCGACCGCCGACGAGACGGCAGCCACCGGCGCGUUCCUGCUUAGGGCCGUGGUGACGUCAGAUCUCAGAUGUGCCGACGUGGAAGCCUUUCUGCAGCUCACACUCCACAGCCCGCCACUCCGCUUCACCGCCGCUGGAUUUGUCACACUGGACCGCCGACUGCUGGUCUCUGCGUUCGCUGCAAUGGUCACGUAUCUCGUUAUCUUAGGACAACUAUCUUCUCAGUAA